CAUACGAAAUAAAGGUUUUUAAAAAAAUGGAUAUAUAUCGACCCAACAAACGCCGUUUUCAAGCUAAGAGAGCAGCACAGAAAAGUUUGGAAGUUCGGCAGAAGAUUUGUAAAAAUCAUACGAUACAAGAAAUUAAUUCGUAUUUAAAUCAAAUGCAUCUCGAUAAG
Molecule: messenger RNA, 167 nt
Organism: Racocetra persica
Lineage: Eukaryota; Fungi; Glomeromycota; Glomeromycetes; Diversisporales; Gigasporaceae
Source: the annotation of a GenBank genome assembly